CUUGAACAUUUGGAGUUUCCAGGGGUUUGCAGACCAUUGGGGCUCAGAAGGCACCUCGAAAAGAACUCAGAGAACCCAACAAUGUCUCUGUACUGUGGAACAUUUUUCAGGAGGAAAUCUUUUGGGUGCUAUAGGCUGCUGUCAACCUAUGUCACUAAGGCACGAUACUUAUUUGAGUUGAAGGAAGACGACGAGGCCUGCAGGAAGGCCCAGCAGACAGGGCUGUUCUACCUCUUUCAUGACCUGGACCCUUUGCUUCAGGAAUCAGGACAUCGAUACCUGGUGCCCCGGCUUAGCCGAGCAGAGUUGGAAGGGCUGCUGGGUAAGUUCGGACAGGAUUCGCAAAGAAUAGAAGAUUCAGUGCUGGUUGGAUGCUCCAACGAGCAGGAAGCAUGGUUUGCUUUGGAUCUGGGUCUGAAGAGUGCCUCCUCUGUCCGAGCCUCUUUGCCGAAAUCUGAAAUGGAGGCAGAGCUCGGAGGUUCUUUCGUCAAGCUGAGGCAGGCUCUUCUCCAGCUGAACUCGGUGGACUCCUCCUUGCUGUUCACGGCUCAAGCUCUUCUCCGCUGGCAUGACGGCCAUCAGUUCUGCAGCAAAAGUGGGCAGCCCACCCAGAAGAACAUGGCGGGCAGCAAGCGAGUGUGUCCCUCCAAUAACAUCAUCUAUUAUCCACAGAUGGCCCCCGUAGUGAUCACGCUGGUGUCGGAUGGGGCCCGAUGCCUGCUCGCCCGCCAGAGCUCCUUUCCCAGGGGAUUAUACUCUGCCCUGGCAGGUUUCUGUGACAUAGGUGAAAGGGUGGAAGAGGCUGUCCACCGAGAGGUUGCGGAAGAGGUGGGCCUGGAAGUGGAAAACAUCCAGUACUCCGCGUCCCAGCACUGGCCCUUUCCCAACAGCUCCCUCAUGAUCGCCUGUCACGCGACCGUGAAACCAGGGCACACCGAGAUCCAAGUGAACUUGAAGGAACUAGAGGCAGCCGCAUGGUUCAGUCUGGAUGAGGUGGCCACAGCCCUGAGGAGAAAGGGCUCAUUUGCUCAGCAGCAGAGAGAGGCUUCCCCGCUGAUGCUGCCUCCCAAGUUAGCUGUCGCCCACCACAUGAUUAAGGAGUGGGUGGAGAAGCAGAGCCGCUCUUCCCUAGCUGCUUAGCUCAGAUGCAGCCUGGAAUCUGGAUCCCUCCCUUCCCGGCAUUGCCGCAGGGGCUCUGGGGAUGAACUGCAAAAGGAGGUGACAAAAGCUGCCACGGACUCCAGGACAGCCUCGGGGCAGAAGUUCUACCACAAGAGGUGCCUUCUAAUGGCUCACCAAAAGCGUCAGCUUGUCCCAGCUACUAUGGAGACGGAGGCAAGAGCAUCAUCGCUUUUGCCCCAACAACCCAGGCAACACACUAGACACUGUCACUUAAGAACAACCCAGACACUGCAGGGAGGAGGGUUGACCGAUGGGACGCUCUGUGAAGAGCUGAGGGAAGGUGCUGAUGCUGGUGUCUGGGUGUAGCUGUUUUCUCCAAGGCUGUGGGGACAAACACCCUCUGGCCUGGGCUGGUUGGUGUUGCGUUUACAGGAACUGCUAAACGUCCCAGGAUAAGCUCUUGCUGCCAAAUAUUCACAAUUCUCAACUCACAUUUGAGUUGCUAACAUCCUCACAGAAAAAUAGCAUUUUACAUGCUUUCGAAUUCAUGUGUAGAUGUACUUUUUAAAUGUUUAUUUUAUUAUUAUUUGCCUAAGUGUUUGCCUGCUGGUAUGUCUCUGCACAACUUGCAUUAGUUCCUGCGGAGGCCAGAAGAGGGUGAACUGAAGUUAGGCUGUGGUGAGCUGCCCAGUGGGUGCUGGGAACCAAACCUGGAUCUUCUGGAAGAGCAGCCAUCUUUCCAGCGCCUGUAGACACAUUCUCGUAUGUGGCAGUUAAUGACUUUAGUAGUCGUUGCUGCAGAUCAAGCUAGGGCUACAUGCUCGGUAGAGACAUGACCUACUAUGGAGGUGUAUCCUCAGCCCAAGAGUUAUGGUUUUGUUUAUUUUUAAGCUCUGAAGGGAUGAGGAAAGUGGGAGCAAAGGUCUUCCUCAGAGUGUUCUUUUGAAGAAGCCAAAACCCGGAAGGGCGCACGAUGACGAUUUAAGACUAUGCUGUCUUUUCUUCUCUUUUACUUGCUCCGCUUGUGACCCAGGGAAAAACUACACAUGAAACAGCGCUGGAGUCCUUGCACGCCGAGGGCACGGCUUCAGUGAGGGUCAGUGAGGACAAGCAAGCACUAAGUCUGAAGCCCUCAUCCCCUCCCAUGGUGCUAGAGACUGAACUCGGACCUCAGGCAUAGGCAGCCUGUCGCUGGCCUGUAUCCCAGACCCCUGUGUCAUCUGUAUCUUGCACUGUAAGGGAGACGUUUCUCUGAGGAAAAUAAAUCUUCAUGCCUUUA
This is a messenger RNA of Rattus norvegicus (Norway rat), 2401 nucleotides long. It is a transcript of the gene Nudt13, whose product is annotated as nudix hydrolase 13. Lineage: Eukaryota; Metazoa; Chordata; Mammalia; Rodentia; Muridae. The record is from RefSeq and is marked provisional. Gene Ontology annotation, cellular component: mitochondrion. Gene Ontology annotation, molecular function: hydrolase activity; NADH pyrophosphatase activity; pyrophosphatase activity.